Messenger RNA from Boeremia exigua, 1629 nucleotides. RefSeq lists its product as uncharacterized. The coding region runs from base 131 to 1570 and encodes 479 amino acids. Lineage: Eukaryota; Fungi; Ascomycota; Dothideomycetes; Pleosporales; Didymellaceae. The record is from RefSeq and is a predicted model, not a curated record. The transcript has 3 exons. Gene Ontology annotation, molecular function: FAD binding.
UAUGUCGCGUUGUUGUGUUGUCACACUGUACGCCUUCCCUCGUACCUUCCUCGUGGCCUAGAGUCUGUUAGCCCACUCUGCCGGUCAACAAUCAAGCAGUCUCCACACAAGAAGACCUCCGAACAGUAACAUGAUGCAAACUGAUACAUCAUCACCAAAGCCAUUCCGGGUGAUCAUUGUCGGUGCUGGCAUUGUAGGACUGUCCUUGUCGCACGCUCUUCAACUGGCCAAGAUUGACCAUGUCAUCCUGGAGAAAUACGAUAGGGUGAAGUCUGUCAAAGGUGCAGCAUUGAUUAUCUGGCCAAGCAUCGAACGCGUUUUUGAUCAGUUCGGCUUCUUGUCUAAAAUCCUGGCAACUACCACGCCUGUAACGACGGAGCAUAGGCGCUGGCCAGAUGGAUCAGUCCAGUCGAGUCGUAAUACUAUGGUCAGAUUUCAACAGAUCUUCAAAGUGCCGCCGAUCUUGUUCGAGCGACAGACUUGCGUAGCUCAUCUUUACGACAACCUACCAGACCAGUCAGUGGUGAAAUUGAACAAACAGGUGGAAACAAUCGAACACACAGAAACUGGUGCUCGCGUCAUUCUCACGGACGGCACUAUCGAGGAGGGCGACAUGGUAAUUGGUGCAGAUGGAGUCCACAGCGUCGUCAGACCUCAAAUGUGGGAUUAUGCGAGCAAUUUCGAACCAGGUGUAAUCCCGGAAUCGGAUAAGUCGGCACUUUUCAGCGAGUACGAUGCUCUGUUUGGGGUCAGUGAUCUGGAAGGAAAACCCGAAGACUACGGUAUGGAGGCCGCCGAAACAAAUGUUGUCUUUGGACAGGGUGUGACCAAACUCCUCUUCCAACAGCAAGGUGAACAAGCAUGGGCAAUCAUCUUCAAGGAUAAGUACAACCAACCACCAAAGAGAUUCAGAGCUACAGAAGAAGAUAUGGAGAACGUCGCAAAGCGAUUCUCCGAGGUGGCAUUGAACGAGAAGCUCAAGUUCAAGGAACUUUGGGAGAAAAGAAAGCGAGCUGGGCUACUGACGAUCGAAGAAGGGGUGCUCUCUCAAUGGCAUGCGGGACGAAUCGUCUUGGUAGGAGACUCAGCGCAUAAGAUGACAGCAGACCUGGGAGUUGGCGCCAACAUCGCUAUCGAAGAUGCCGUUGUACUUUGCAACAUCCUCCAUCGCGAGCUAAAGGAUGACCGCAAUCGUCAUCCCACUAAACAAGAACUAAACUCUAUGUUUGUUGAAUACCAGAAAGAGCGAUACGACCGGGCAAAGGCAUUCACAGACCUCUCUGGAAAAGCCACAAGAGCAAACUCUUACGACUCACUCAUCGGUAGAUUGUUCGCCACAUACAUUUCUGGCUGGAUGUACGAGACGCAGGUGACGAAACUUGCCACAGCAUGGGCUAAGGCGCCGAAGUUGAACUAUGCGCCAGUGCAAACGAUCGACGAGAGUGCUCCCGGAUGGCUGCUGGCAAAGACGCAAGACGAGGCCUCAAGCUCCAUGUGGCUGAUGUACGCUACUUUUGGGGCAGUGGUCACAGGACUGGCCAUUUCUCGAUUCGGAAGCUCUAAGUUGUGAUCACGUUUGCUAACAAACGAUCACCUUAUGUCUGCUAAUCGAUAAUCAUCUGGGUGAGG